CUCAGUGCGUCGGCACACGCGGCGUCGGCUGCUUCGUCGUUCGGGUUCCGCCGGCCAGCAUUGAGAGCGGUCGCGCGGCGGCCUUUCUUCGGCGCGCAGCGCAAGGCAACCGGCGGGACGAGAGUUCGUGGCUUUCGUUGUACUCCGCUCUGCUGCGACCAGGCCGCUGCUCAGAGGCGAGGCGAUCCUAACAAGUGGCCGCCACUGCCGAACACCCGCUGAACACAACUGCAGAGCGGCCGCCAUGCCGGGGCGACGCCCGCCGCCGUCGCGUCGCAGCCUUGACGCCCCCGCCGCCCCCGCCACGCCUCUCGCCCGUUGACAGCUGAAGACGCAGCCUCUCUCAGCCUCACUACAGCGCCGGACGCCCCAGGUGCCAGGAUGUACGGGCUGCUGCUGGAGAACAUGUCCGAGUACAUCAAGCAGGUGUACGGCGAGGACCGAUGGGAAGAGAUCCGGCGCCAGGCGGCAGUGGACCAGCCCAGCUUCAGCGUCCACCAGGUCUACCCGGAGACACUGAUCCCGCGCCUCGCCAAGAAGGCCAUCCAGGUGCUGGGAAUUACAGAGCGCGAGUUCUUCGACCAGAUGGGAGUGCACUUUGUGGGCUUCGUCAGCCAGUACGGCUACGACCGGGUCCUCUCCGUGCUGGGCCGCCACAUGAGGGACUUCCUCAACGGUCUGGACAACCUCCACGAAUACCUGAAGUUCUCGUACCCGCGCAUGCGCGCGCCUUCCUUCAUCUGUGAAAACGAGACGCGCCACGGCUUGACCCUGCACUACCGCAGCAAGCGACGCGGCUUCGUCUACUACACCAUGGGGCAGAUAAGAGAGGUGGCGAGGCACUUCUACCACAAGGAGAUGCGCAUCGAGCUGGUGCGAGAGGAGCUGCUGUUCGACACGGUGCACGUCACCUUCCAGCUGACGUUCGACAACCGCGCCUUCACGCUCGCCUCGCUCACCAUGACGCGCGAGGAGAAGCACCUGCCCAUCAGCGCCUCCAUGCUCUUCGAGAUCUUCCCUUUCUGCAUCGUCUUCGGGAACGACAUGGUGAUUCGGAGCAUCGGGAACUCUCUCAUGGUUAUUCUGCCCGACCUCAUCAGUAAGAAGAUUACAAACUGGUUUGACCUCGUGCGCCCCUUAAUUGCCUUCAGAUUUGAAACUAUCUUGAACCGCACAAACAAUAUUUUCGAGCUGGUCACCGUGGAACCGGUUCUGACGGAGCGGCCGUCGGACAGGAAGAAACACGAGAUAAUACUCAGCGACCAGUCCGAUUCAGUCGACGAGAAAAAGCUUAGGCUGAAAGGGCAAAUGAUAUACAUGGACAGCUGGCAAAUGAUGAUGUACCUGGGAACACCGGUGAUGCCUGACCUCAAUUCCCUCAUUACUACAGGGCUCUACAUCAACGAUCUCUCAAUGCAUGACUUCAGCAGAGAUCUCAUGCUAGCUGGCACCCAACAGUCUGUGGAGCUGAAACUGGCAUUGGAUCAAGAACAACAGAAAUCAAAAAAAUUGGAAGAAUCCAUGAGAAAACUUGAUGAGGAGAUGCGGAGGACAGAUGAACUGCUUUACCAGAUGAUACCAAAGCAAGUUGCUGACAGACUGAGAACUGGCGAGAAUCCUAUCGAUACUUGUGAGAUGUUUGACACUGUGUCUAUACUAUUCUCAGAUGUGGUGACUUUCACAGAAAUCUGCAGCAGGAUCACACCAAUGGAAGUUGUCUCAAUGCUGAAUGCUAUGUACUCUAUUUUUGAUACACUGACAGAAAGGAACUGUGUCUAUAAGGUAGAGACCAUAGGUGAUGCUUACAUGGUUGUGUCCGGUGCUCCAGAGAAAGAAAAGAACCAUGCAGAGAAAGUAUGUGAUAUGGCCCUUGACAUGGUGGAGGCAAUCACAGAUCUCAAAGAUCCUUCAACAGGAUCUCAUUUACAGAUACGUGUCGGCGUGCAUUCUGGAGCUGUUGUGGCUGGAAUUGUAGGCCUCAAAAUGCCACGAUAUUGCCUCUUUGGAGAUUCAGUUAAUACAGCAUCACGAAUGGAAUCAACAAGUGAAGCAAUGAAAAUACACAUUUCACAGUCAACACGUGAUCUUCUUCCAUCAACAUACCACGUAUCAGAGAGAGGAGAAAUACAAGUAAAAGGAAAAGGUUCAAUGAAGACAUAUUGGCUGGACAAAAAAGAGUAUCGUAAUCCAUUAAUGCGCAUGGCUAUUCCUGGCCCAAAACCACAGUGGGAGUAUGAUGCCGAUCGUGCAUCUAUGCAUGGUCUGCUAGGCCCCUCAGAUGAACGCCGUGUCUAUUCACCAGUCACUUUUCAAGAUGUGGCAAGGCGUUCUAUAGCAAGUUCACCUGUUAAAACCACAGGGAAUCGAGAAAUACGUUCCAACUCCAUGGGAGCUGUAUUUGCAACUUCCUGCAUGGCAACAUCUUCAGUAAGUGACAUUGAUCGGGCAGAUGUAAUCACUUCCUUCGCACGGAUACAAACUACAUGUACAGCUAUCUCACCACAAGGGAAGGCUGCUCCCUUGAUGAAGUUUCCAUCAAUAAACAGUGUGUCCUCAGAUGGAGCUCUUCUGCCUAUACCUCCUCUAAAUUCUCCAGUUCCUGGCACAGAUUGUGAAACUGUUAAUUCUCACUUCGGUAACUGCCCUACACUGACUUGUCACAAGGAAAGUACUCUGUGUGACAUGCAUCAUAAUACGUAUGGAAAUAUACAAAGCUCAACAGUAGUUCCAGAAGAAGAUGAAGAGGGAGAUGAGGAAGAAGACAGUGUGCCUGUGAAGAUGCAGCUUCCACCCACUUCACGUUCUGAUGGGAGCCUAUGCAUCCGCACUAAGAAAGUGAUUCACCGUAGCCAGGGACAGGGAAUGGUCCAGCAACAGUGUUGUGGUGGGUUUGGCAAUUCUGGGUCAAAAGACAAGCAGCACAGCAAUUCUUGUGAUAUUCUCUGAAGCUAAACAUUGAUUCUAGUUAUUAACAUUAAUGAAUUUGCAUACAGUUGUACCAUGGAAGUAUUUUUCAAGUGUUGAAGUGUUUAUUUCAUUUUAUGUGAGACAAACAGCUGGAGGAGGCAUGACAGAGAAAAAAAAUAAAAAGUUUCAUAUUCCAGAACUGCCUUAUCCUUCAACAGGAGAAAAAGUAGCUAACAAACAGAAAGAGAUCUUACAUCAUCACUUAACAUAGAAAUAAAUUACAUCUUAUUUCUCACUCCUCUACAUGAAAUUGUGUGUCUGUUAUUGAACAUAUUUAAAUAAUCUUCUUCUACUUUCCACAUUCCUCUUCCAUAGAAAGAGAAACCAAACAUAAAAUCACAACAUUUAACAUCUUUAGUUACUGUGUUUUUCUUUUUGUGCAUAGAGAUCAGAUGAAUCUCAUACUCAUAAAAAGGAGACAGCAACAAACAUUACAAAAUGAUAAAUGAAUUUCUGUCUGUGUAAUUUUUUGGGAUCUAUUACUUUUUACCAUUUAUUUGUCAUCCCUUUGAAGUUUUAUGUUGUUCAAUUUUCCUUUUCAUGACCAUAAAGAAUGUAACAAAAGUAGUUCGUCUCAAAUCAAAUGUUUCUAAUAUUAGUGUACUCUCACUUGUAUGCAAAUUCAUUUUAUGUUGUGAACAUUAAUGAGUGUUGUUGAGUGAAAUGUUUUUCUGAAAGCAGUGAGCAUUGUUAUGGUGUCUAUUACAGACAAUACUCAUCAAGGAUACUCACAUUCUAAACUGUUUUAAAACUUCUGUACAUUUCCAUAUGCAAGUAACAAUUCAUGUUAUCUAUUGACACAUGUAGAUAUUAAACUGCCUAUUGAAAAUAUAUAAACCAUUAGAGUCCUCAUAAUGUUGACCAUCUGUUACACAAAAUGUUAAAUUUUAUAGCCAUGUAGUUACAAUAGCUAAAUUUAGCUUCGUGUACCUGUGUCUGAACAUAGCUGUGUUUGCUUAAUUAUUAGGUUAAUUUAUUAAAUGUUACCAUUGAAGAUUAUUCACAAACCAGGCUGUGUUAUGUUAUGAAACCUUAGUAUAAUCUAAGUUAUUGAAAACUAUAACUUUUAAUAUUAGCAAAAUACUGAUACAAACUUAAUUUUACAUUUGUUAAAUAGCCUUGUGACACAAUGACUUUCCAAUUGUAAUUUUUCCUUACAUUUAGUAUCAUUCUGCACAUUCAUUUCUGUAUUGUUUAUUUUACUACAAAGACAUUCACCAACUUUUUUAGUAUCUCAGGACACAAAAUCUCAGUAUCCAAAACAGUGUUAAGUGCAUGAAACAAGUAUGCAAGAAUUAAAUCAGAUACCUCCCAUUUAAUACAUUUUACUGCAUUCCUUUUUGGUGAUUUCCAUACUUACACCAAUACACUGCACAUGCAGACAGUGUGAGAACUGAAAACUGUUGAUAAUGGAAAUGAUUAAAGAAAAACCAAGUUUCUUGUUAUUCUUAGAAAAUUAAUGGACUUGAGUUACAUGUAACAGAACAAAAUCAUAACCAUACAAAUAAUGUGCACAACUUUUAAAAAGAUGUUGUUUUAAUGGAUACCAAGAAGGAAAAGAAAGAACAGGGAAAAUGUCCAGAUGUGAAUCAAAGGGCUGAGGAACAUGAUAUGGGAAACAGAAGGAGCUAGAAAGUGUGUUAGGAAAGCAAGAAGAGGGUAUAGGCAAAAGAAAGAAUAAAAUCAAAUGCACACAGAAUCAUAUUAUUUUUACUACAUUAUACUUUACUGGGAUUGUUAAAAUUAUAUUUUAGCUUUCCUUGAAACUUCACUUACAUCUGUUGGUCUGCUCAUUGUCUCAGUGCUCUAUUCUUUAUUUUGUAUCACUGCAUUUCUUUUUCAUGCAAAUAAUGUAAUAUUACUCAUGCCCAGACUCAGCAAUUUAUGGCCAAAGAAGUAUACUUCUGACUGUGAGCUGAGAGACUUAUUUAUGCAUGACGUAGGAUGUGUAGAAAAAAUACCUCACCCACAACAUAUAUAAGUUUUCUUUGUCUCUUAGACACAGUCUUCAACCACUGUAAGCAGUGUCUUUAUUGAUUUUGUAGUAAUAUGAUAGUUUGCAACAAUAUGAAAAAUGUUUCUUGCUAAUUACAAUUAUAGAAUUAUCACUGCAUUCUGCUCUCUGAGAAAACCUUUUUCAAUGACAAUAAUAUGUGGUAUGGAUGCUUUUGUAACUGCUCCUAGAUUUGCUUUUUAAUAAACUCCCAUUUACCUGUGACUAGUCUACAACUGGGGUCUACUCAUUAGCAUGGCUGCCUCUAGGGUGCAGGAUCCCAGGUUCAGUUUCUGGCUCGGUCUGAGAUUUUCUCACUUGGGUACUAGGUGUUUGUGUUGUGUUUGUCAUUUCAUGUAAUUUUCAUUGAUGUGAAAGUAACUUAAGUGGUGUCAAAGAGAAAGCCUUGCACCAGAUGACUGAACAACCCCACAUUGGAUCUCCCUGGCAAUAAUACCAUAUGGUUGCUUCAUUUUUUUCACUUAUGACUCCAUAUAGGUAAUGCGGGCAGAAAUAACUCUGAAGGCAGCACUGUUCAUCUCUCACACUUAUUGCUGGUCCAACAAUGAUUCUAUGGUUCAAGCAAUAAGGUACUAUAAUUUGGUAUAUGAAUGUUUUGAAAUUGAAGGAAAUGAGGAACAUAUGUUAUGUAGAUAUAAUGAGAUACUUUAUUUCUGAUGUUGGAAAUAUUUCUUACGACACUAUUUGUUCAAGGAUAAAAGAUUUCAGUUUCACUGCAGGAAAAUAAGACUGUUUAUCAUCAACAAUUUCCUAAUGAUAUAUUCUAGCGUUCAUGCAUGGAACACUACUGAUUUUUCUUGAUUCUUGAUCAACAUUUAGUUACUGACAUAUGUGCAGAGAAUAAGAUACUGUACAUCACAGUUUUAGUUCAUUAACAUGGGAAACUUAUAUGGAUACACAACUGAAAUUUGGAGAAAUGAGCAAACAUUUCACACAUUUAUUCAUUAACAGUAAUUUACAAGGUUUCAUUAUUUGAACAACACAACAAAUGAAAACAAAAUUCAAAUAUAGGCCUAAGUGAUAUUUUCACAGGUUACUUCUAGAAAAAUUGCAGUCUGUAAAAGAAUAACUAAGUUGCUUGUUUUACAGUCACACAUUGUAUUUGACUUAUCUGUUUCACAUACUGUUGAUCAAUAGGGACUGAUUUCAGUUACUAUGAGAUUAACUGCUUCCAACAAAAGUUGUGCUUUGCUUUUUAUCCAUUGCUUUACACUGUUUUCUGCUUAAAAACAGCUUUAAUUAUUUCUGUACAUUGUCCUGAACUAAGACUUUUAAAUGUAUUUUGUACUCAGUCGGUUUUAUACAUGUCCUGUAUAUAUCAUUUUCACCAGGUGUACAUUCAAAUCAGUAUGUGAUUGUUGUUUCUUCUCAUGUUUCUAUGAAAUUCUUCCAGUGUUAAACCCUACUCUUCCUUCAUGUUCUUCCAGUACAGUAGGUUGUGUAGGAAUGCAGCUGCCUAUUAACUUAAGCUUUAAAAACAGUUCAAAAUGACAAUUUUUGAAAAAGAAAGUAUGUAAGUUAUCAGCCAAAAAAGUCAUAUAUAAAGCAACCUACAAAUUAAUAUAAAAAAAUUACUGGUUUAAAUGAAGCUCUUCAGUGACAUGUGUUGCCUAUAAAAUCAGUUGCUAAGAGAUAAUUAAAUAAUGUAGCCUUUGUUGUGCUGUCAUUUGUGAAGAAACAAGCACUGGAUGAUAAUGAUUUUACUACAAUGUAAUUGUUUUAAAAGACUGUAAUAAAAGAUAAUUUUACUCUAAAU
Schistocerca gregaria is the source of this 6737-nucleotide messenger RNA. RefSeq names its product soluble guanylate cyclase 88E (gene Gyc88E). NCBI's taxonomy places the organism in Eukaryota, Metazoa, Arthropoda, Insecta, Orthoptera, Acrididae. The transcript is spliced from 16 exons. The coding region runs from base 382 to 2946 and encodes 854 amino acids. Gene Ontology annotation, molecular function: oxygen sensor activity; heme binding; guanylate cyclase activity. Gene Ontology annotation, biological process: response to oxygen levels; cGMP biosynthetic process; nitric oxide-cGMP-mediated signaling. Gene Ontology annotation, cellular component: guanylate cyclase complex, soluble. The record is from RefSeq and is a predicted model, not a curated record.